GCGAACACAGUUUGAUUAAAAACAGUUUUUGUUGUGGUUGUGACUAUAGAACAGCUUGUAGCGUUCUAUUUGUUUAAAAAUGCCUUAUGCUAAUCAGCCCUCCGUUCAUAUUACAGAUUUAACAGACGACAAUGUGAAGUUUUAUAUCGAAGAUACAGAUUUAAGUGUUGCUAACAGCAUUAGAAGGGUCCUAAUUGCUGAAACUCCAACUUUAGCCAUAGAUUGGGUUAAACUAGAAGCAAAUUCGACUGUAUUAAGUGACGAAUUUUUGGCACACAGAAUUGGCCUUAUUCCAUUGAUUUCUGAUGAAGUAGUCAGCCGUUUACAAUAUCCAAGAGACUGUAUUUGUAAAGACUUUUGUCAGGAGUGCAGUGUGGAAUUUACAUUGGAUGUAAAAUGUACUGAAGACAAAACAAGACAUGUAACAACAGCAGACUUGAAAUCCAGUGAUCCAAGAGUAAUUCCAGCCACAUCAAAGCACAGAGAUGAUGAAUCUUCAGAGUAUGAGGAGAAUGAUGAAAUCUUGAUAAUUAAGUUGAGAAAAGGACAAGAACUGAAAGUGAGGGCUUAUGCCAAAAAAGGUUUUGGUAAAGAACAUGCAAAGUGGAAUCCUACUUGUGGUGUUGCUUUUGAAUAUGAUCCAGACAAUGCUAUGAGGCACACAUUGUAUCCAAAACCAGAUGAGUGGCCAAAGAGUGAAUACAGUGAACUGAAAGAAAACCAAUAUGAAGCACCAUUUAACUGGGAGUUGAAGCCAAACAAGUUCUUUUACAAUGUAGAAUCAGCAGGAUUACUUAGACCAGAAAAUAUUGUUAUUAUGGGUGUUUCUAUGUUGAAAGAAAAGUUGUCCAAUUUGCAGACUCAGCUUAGCCAUGAAAUGCAAAGUGAUGCUCUGGCUAUUUAAAUUUAAUUAAUUGUUAUUGGUUUAAAUAUAAUUUUUAAUAUUACCUGCUAAUUUUAUUUAGUGAUAAUUUUAAAUAAUAUAUAUUAUAGAUCAUA
Molecule: messenger RNA, 999 nt
Organism: Aethina tumida (small hive beetle)
Lineage: Eukaryota; Metazoa; Arthropoda; Insecta; Coleoptera; Nitidulidae
Gene: RpII33
Product: DNA-directed RNA polymerase II subunit RPB3
Exons: 4
Coding region: 80-904 (274 amino acids)
Biological process (GO): DNA-templated transcription
Cellular component (GO): RNA polymerase II, core complex
Molecular function (GO): DNA binding; DNA-directed RNA polymerase activity; protein dimerization activity
Source: RefSeq, a predicted model, not a curated record